Symbiodinium sp. CCMP2456 is the source of this 1578-nucleotide messenger RNA. NCBI's taxonomy places the organism in Eukaryota, Dinophyceae, Suessiales, Symbiodiniaceae. The record is from the annotation of a GenBank genome assembly.
GCGUCAGGCGAGCUCGUCCUUCCACCGGCCAAAGUUUUGAAGGACGAGCCAGUUAUUCAGGAGGUGCACAUCGUCCACUUCAACGAUGUCUACAACCUCCAGCCGCAACACCAGGAGGAGCCAGUGGGCGGAGCCGCCCGUUUCAUGACCAUCCUCCGAGAGUUGAAGGCAGAGUUGGCGCCCCAGAAGGUGCUGGUCUGCAUGUCCGGGGACUUCGUGGGGCCUUCGCUGACUUCAUCUUUCAGCAAGGGCGCGCACAUCAUCGAUGCCAUGAAUGCAGUCGGGGUGGACUACGCGACUUUCGGGAAUCAUGAGUUUGACUACGGCUACCAAUCCCUCCUCAACCGACUUCAAGGUUACGAUGACGACGCGCAGGCAGGCGAGGGCCACGAGGAGGUCGACUACCCGAAAUCCACGGCCACCUGGCUCAUGACCAACAUGAGCGAGGGGAAAACCGGUGAUCCGGUGGGUGGUGCCGAGACGAAGCGUUACGACAUCGUGGAGGUCAACGGCGUGAAGGUCGGGCUGAUGGGCCUCUCCGAGGACUGGCUGGCCGGCUGCUCGCAGUUGCGGGACGGGGAAAUCGUGUACAAGGAUCACAUCGAGACGGGCCGCGAGUAUGCCCGGAAGAUGAGGCAGGAGGGGGCCCAGGUCGUGAUUGCCCUCACGCACAACCGCUUCGAGAACGACAAAGUGCUCACCGCGGCCGUCCCUGAGAUCGACCUCCUCCUUGGUGGCCACGACCACUUCUACAAACGUGCGGAUAAGAAGCACCGCGUGGUCAAGUCCGGUGAGGAGUGGCGUUGGCUGACACACACCACCCUGCACAUGAUGGGGGAUACACUGAAGAAGCUGUCCGUCGAGCGCUACGACGUGGACUCGGACGUGGAGUGCGAUCCUGUUCUGCAGGAGCUGGUGGACAAGUACGCGCGGAUUCGGGACAACAAGUUCAAGCAGGUGAUCUGCCAGAUCAAGAGCCCCUUCGAUGCCACCGAGGAGUGCUGCAGAUAUCAGGAGGGUGUGAUGACGAACUGGAUUUGUGACGCCGUGGCGGAAGACUACUCUGUGAAAGAUGGCCUUCAAUCGGCAGAUUUUACCAUGAUCAUGGGCCUCCACUUUGCUGGCAAGAAGGUCUUCUCGGCGGGGGAUUUUACAUUGGGUUCGCUGAUGGCCGUCUUCCCGAAGCCCUGCCAGGUGGUGGUUCUGAAGCUCAAGGGCUCCGAUGUCAUCAAGUCCCUGGAGCGCGGCUGCUCCUUUCUCCCUAAGGAGUGUGGCCCUCUUCACCACACCAGCGAAGCUCUGACCUACAAGAUCAAGAUGGGCAAGGGCAAGCAGGCUAACCAGGUGACCGAUGUGAAAGUCAAGGGCAAGCCGAUCGAGCCCGGCAAGUUUUACGAGGUGGCCGUGACGGAGACGAUGGCCCAGGGGAAGUUCGGAUACCCCUGGAUGGCGGAGGCUGAGCGAAUCGUGGACGAAGAGUCGGGGAUGCAGAUCCAGGAUCUGGUGCUCAUGUAUCUGAAGCGGCACCCAAAGCAGGCAGCCCAGGCACAGCUAGGAAGGAUCAAGAUUCUCUCUUGA